AUGCUACUCGAACUGGUUCUGCUCGGACUCAUCGCCUAUCUUUUGCUCGCCUGGCACAGAAAAGAAGUUGCGAAGGUGAGCGAAACAAAGAACUUCUGAUAAGAAAUGGCAGUUCAGGGUGGCGAAGGACUCGGAGCAGCUGGCCCGAUUUUAGAGGAGUUGGAGAGUGUCGUCUACAAGAUCAUCGACAUUUUCAAGAAACAAGCCAACUCCAAGAAAGCGUAAGUUGCCUGUCAGUUGCCAGUUGUUUGACACAGCUCCGUUUCCAGUUUGACCUCGCAGAGCAAUCCGGACGUGUCCGCAGACGAAGCGCCGACCCAGAAGAACUCGCCACGUGUGGCUCAAGUUGAGAAAUUCGAAAGUGUGCGGCAGCAGAGGGAGAAGAGCCGCUCAAAGCAUCACUCCCGACAUCGUUCCAAGAUGGAUAGCGCUCUCAAGGCUGCCCAAAAAUAA
Molecule: messenger RNA, 453 nt
Organism: Caenorhabditis sp. 36 PRJEB53466
Lineage: Eukaryota; Metazoa; Nematoda; Chromadorea; Rhabditida; Rhabditidae
Source: the annotation of a GenBank genome assembly